Lepus europaeus (European hare) is the source of this 5205-nucleotide messenger RNA. It is a transcript of the gene PDP2, whose product is annotated as pyruvate dehydrogenase phosphatase catalytic subunit 2. Gene Ontology annotation, biological process: protein dephosphorylation. The transcript has 2 exons. The coding region runs from base 146 to 1738 and encodes 530 amino acids. Gene Ontology annotation, molecular function: cation binding; protein serine/threonine phosphatase activity. Lineage: Eukaryota; Metazoa; Chordata; Mammalia; Lagomorpha; Leporidae. The record is from RefSeq and is a predicted model, not a curated record.
CUCGGGUGGCGGCGGCUGCAGCGGCGCUGUGCGAGGACUCGGAGCUGACGGGACCGCCCCGACGGCAGCGGCAGCGGCUGGCGCGAAGAGGACGAGGGUCCGAGGUGUAAACACGGUCUUGACACGGCUGCGGGCGAGUUUCAGAAUGUCGGGUAUGGUAUCCUCCCGGAUCUUAAGUUCCGCCAGGAAGAGCGUCGCCACGUGGCGAGGGGGCAGACGUUCGUACUCAGGAUACGUCCUGCAGAGGAGUCUGAGAGGGAGGCUCUUUUCCCAGGCGCCACCCGCCUUACAAAGCAAAUUCCUGGGUGGUGGCUUUGCCCUCCAGAAAGCCUGCAGACACACGUCGACGACGGAGGAAGAGGAUUUGCACUUGCAGCUCGGCCCCGAGCAGGUAAAUGAAGUGCUUCGGGCCAGCGAGUUGGCCCACAAGAUUCUCAACCUCAACAGCGGAGCCCCGAAUUCAGUGUUGCGAUUUGAAAGCAACCAGCUGGCUGCCAAUUCCCCCGUGGAGGACCGGCGAGGCGUGGCCUCCUGCCUGCAGACCGACGGACUGAUGUUCGGGGUCUUCGAUGGACACGGUGGUCCCGCCUGCGCACAAGCCGUGAGCGAGAGGCUCUUCUACUAUGUGGCGGUGUCCCUGAUGUCCUACCAGACCCUGGAGCAGAUGGAGGGGGCCAUGGAAAACAUGAAGCCCGUGCUGCCCAUCCUGCAGUGGCUGAAGCACCCAGGGGACAGCAUCUACAAGAAUGUCACCUCGGUGCACCUCGACCACCUCCGCGUCUACUGGCAGGAGCUGCUUGACCUGCACAUGGAAAUGGGACCGAGCAUCGAAGAGGCAUUGGUACAUUCCUUCCAAAGACUGGAUUCUGACAUCUCGCUGGAAAUCCAGGCCCCUCUGGAGGACGAGAUGGCCAAGAACUUGUCGCUCCAGGUCGCCUUCUCUGGGGCGACAGCCUGCAUGGCCCACGUCAAUGGCGUGCACUUGCAUGUGGCAAACGCCGGUGACUGCCGGGCCAUCCUGGGUGUGCAGGAGGACAACGGCAGGUGGUCUUGUCUGCCCCUUACCCGUGACCACAAUGCCUGGAACGAGGCCGAGCUGUCCCGGCUGAAGAGGGAGCACCCCGAGUCAGAGGACAGGACGAUCGUCGUAGAUGACAGGCUGCUAGGCAUCCUGCUGCCCUGCAGGGCCUUCGGGGACGUUCAGCUCAAGUGGAGCCCGGAGCUGCAGCGCAGCGUCCUGGGGAGGGGCUUCGACACAGAGGCCCUCAACAUCUACCAGUUCACGCCCCCCCACUACCACACGCCCCCCUACCUGACUGCCAAGCCCGAGGUCACAUACCACAAGCUGAGGCCCCAGGACAAGUUCCUCGUGCUGGCCUCCGAUGGCCUGUGGGACGUGCUGAGCAACGAGGACGUGGUGAGGCUGGUGGUGGGGCACCUGGCCGAUGUGGGUCAGCAGCAGCCAGACCUGGCCCAGGGACGCACCAGCCUGGGGCGCCUGCAGAGCCUGCUGCUGCAGAGGAAAGCCAGCGGGCUCCCCGCGGCCGACCGAAAUGCCGCCACGCACCUGAUCAGACACGCCCUCGGCAGCAACGAGUACGGGGAGAUGGAGCCGGAGCGGCUGACGGCCAUGCUGACGCUGCCGGAGGACCUGGCGAGGAUGUACCGGGAUGACAUCACUGUCACUGUGGUCUAUUUUAACUCAGACUCCAUUGAUGCAUAUUACCGGGGCGGUUAAGAGCCUCCCAUCCUACGGCCAAGGCUAAUGUAAAUGCUCUUGAAAAUAUUUUCACGUAUGCUAUAAGCAAGCUGUUCAGACCUUACUGUUCUAAGGGCAGGCAGACGUAGCUUGCUGAAUAAUUGGCCAACACAAGGAGGUGGAGAAAAGCCUUGAUUGAAAACAAUAGCAGUGGUUUCCUUUGCGUUCUGCCUAACUACCCUCUGCAGAGGGCAGGCCUUGGAGGCUGUGUCUUUUGCCUCUCAUAAAGAGGCCCAAUGCUUGGCCGGCACCGUGGCUCAAUAGGCUAAUCCUCAGCCUGCGGCACCGGCACCCUGGGUUCUAGUCCCGGUCGGGGUGCCGUGAUUCUGUCCCGGUUGCCCCUCUUCCAGGCCAGCUCUCUGCUGUGGCCCGGGAAGGCAGUGGAGGAUGGCCCAAGUGCUUGGGCUCUGCACCCGCAUGGGAGACCAGGAGAAGCUCCUGGCUUCGCAUCAGCGUGAUGCAGCGGCCAUAGUAGCCAUUGGAGGAUGAACCAACGGCAAAAGGAAGACCUCUGCCUCUCUCACUGUCCACUCUGCCUGUCAAAAUUAAAAAAAAAAAAAAAAGAGGCUGAACGCUGUCAGCCCAGGCCUGAGGAGGGGAAAUUUAAUCAUGAUUCCAAGAAGAAAAACUGCAGGCUCUUCCUGCAAAAAUUGGGCCUCUUCCGAGGCCCAGCUGCAAAAACCGGCAAAUUGGAUCACUUUCUUGACCAUUUCUAGGCAACCAAGUUUUUGUUUUCAUUUUUUUUUUAAGUCCUAAAGCUUAAGUCUACAACGCAUACUACAGCACACUUGUCUUUGUUGUGACAAUCUCUGUUGUGAGUGUGGACACAUUUUGUGAUACUGCAUUCCAGUUCCAUCUUCGCUUGAUUCCUGCAGCUUGGAGGCAGGCUCACCGCCAGCGUGACUGGGCCUGGCCCCCCCCGGGACCAGCUGAAUUCACUUCUACGGCUUUUGGUCCCCUCCACUGAGACACACCCCAGAAUCUUUGAGCCAUAGGUAACUUGUGUCUAAGCCUUAACUCUGAGCCCUCCCAGCGUUAGCAAAUCUCCUCCCUGACUUACUCUAGGGGUUGUGUAUGGCACCUAACCUUGCUGAUCGUACCUCUCAGACAUCCUCCUGUUCGUUCCACCUGUUCGUCCUACCUCUGCUCUGCUUCUGCCGGCACAGUAUGGCCUGGAGAGAAGCCUUCGCCUGUCCCCUCUCCAGACAGUUGCGGGCAAGUUGAUCAGAUGCUCUGGCACGUGGUGGUCCUGACGGGUGUUCGAGGCAGGACAGGUAUACGCUGCGGACGGCAGACUUGAGAGUCAGCCCGAAUCUGGAAAGGGGAAUUCACAAAGGGCCUCGGAACCAUCCCCAGCGGAAGCCUCUGUCUGCGUCGUGGGAGGCAGUGGGGAGGAGAGAGGCGUGUGGCUUACCAGAUGGGGCGCUUGUCGCUAGCCUGGAGAAAUGGGCAGUCCCGUUCCUCAGGUAUUACACUGUAUUUAGCCUGCCCAGCUGGGACAAAAACACAAGUGGAACUUAUCGUGGUUUCCGUGGGCCGCAAAGCCUGUGUUUACUUGAACAUUAAGCCAUGUGGAGCCUUUCGGGGGUGUGAAUCUCAUCUUAUGAAUUGCUGUGGCAUUGACACAACAGGAAAUGUGUCCCUAAAUGGAAACACAGCUAUAAUCCCACAGAACCGACAGUGUUGUUUUCCCGUAGCGCAUCAGGAAAAAGUCUUCAGUGUAGUUCAGCGACAUUACUCGAUCCCCUCUCACCCCCUCAUGCCACCCGCUGGAAAGAAAAGCAAAAUCGCUCGGUCUGGCUUCCUCAUUUCUGUCUGUGGUGCAGCUGACAGUUCAGGCAAGGGUUGGGAUCCUGCUCGCUUGGGGAUGUUUUUCUGUGCGUUUUCCAGUGCUAUUGUUCAGUGCUGUGGCUUCAGCUAGGAAAUCUCAAGUACUUGAGCUUAAGCCUUGGUCCCUUUGUCCAGCAACCAUUGUGGAUCUUCUAGACCUUAACUGAAAAACAAGACGUGAACCGCUACCAUCUGCUGGUGUGACAGUCUGUUGCUAGAACUGAGAACUCCACUUGUCUGGCGUCUUGCUCUUUGUUCUCUGUGCCAGCUAAGUCCCGGAGUGCCCUCGGAGCCUGUACUGGCGUAGAGCGUCUGCCUUCUCCUUUGAAGUCCAAGUCAUAAAUGUCUCUGAUUCAGUAACUCGUGGGGCAGCUGAGAGAACACAGACUUCGCACCUGUGUCUCCGAGCCUAUCUGUGUUUCUUCUCCGCCUGAUAGGUUUUCCUGCUUGCAAGCGGAUGUAUAGAGAAGAAAGGCCAAAUGAUCGCCCAUCCUUUUCCACUGUGAACUCUCAUUUCUUUCCACGAAUGCUCCAGGGAGCACUCCCUCCUCAUUAGGCUGCAGCGUAUCUGUCUCCUUGACCACGGCUCCGCUGUCGAUGGCCUUCAAUAAGCACGUGGGCUACUGUUUCCAGACACUGGUAUCUGAGAGGAGGCUGGUGGUCCUCGUCACAUCUUCCAAAGCACUUUCUCCUUUUACAUAGAGAUGUCCAUAUUGAGAGUUGUAAAAUGAACUAAAAGCUGAGAUUGAAUGCUUAAUAUUUUAGAUGCAACUUGAAGGAAGCAUGCUUUGGUGCUUAAAAUUGCUUAUUUAUUAUGUUAGCUAAGGAGCUUUGAUAAUAUUGGCAUCAUAUAUGAUCUUAUAUGUAAAUAAGUCUGGGGUCUGGGGAUUGGACAAAAUGGGUAGAGAAGAUGAUAUUAGUCCUAAAUUCAAGUUAGUGUGCCAGAUCCAGUGAUGUAAAUUCUACAUGUCGAGAUGAGCUCGGUGACAUCAGAGUCAGGAGUGCAUUAGGCCUGGAUCUCUCCGUUGAGACACUAUUGAAUUGGCAGCUUUCGCACAGAAGUGAAAACUAAGCAGCUCAAACAUGAGUUAAUUUGUGAAGAGUGUUGUUCUGUGCAACCAAAAAUUGUGCUCGGGGUGGGCUUGGCUUGGCUUUUUUGUUCAUUAGCCCCUGGUGGGCCCAGCUGCACUUGGGAUUUUUGGCUUUUGGGAAGACUUAAUUCCCCAGUUUGAACCAGAAUAUCCUGGAGUGGAGCCACCCCGGCUUCAUCCUGAAGUGGUUCAUUCGUCUCUGGAGCGGUGACUCUUGAGGCUAAGGGCAGCAGGUGCAGCCUGUGGUGUGAGCUGCCGCCGUGUCACCUGGUGGGACCCUUGGAUGCUCAUCUCCUGAGCCCACUGAGGUUCUGCCCCUUGCUCCUUGUGCACCUGAUGUCUAACUUGUCUCCUGAAAAAUAUUUCUGGCCAAGCAUUUUCUUAGAACAUUUAUUAAUUGUGUCCUUUAGUAAUUACUGCCAUUUGUAUGUCAAGCUGUUUACCCAUGUCUGUAUCUGCCACUGAUUUUCUAACCAUUAGAGAUAUUGAAGCGAAGCAUAAAUAAAAGGCCAUGUGAAAUGUGCU